AUGAAAUUCAUGGCUCUCGCUCUCACCCUCCUGCUGGCAGUGGGCUGCCAUGCUGCCUCCAUGCAGAGUGAUACAGACUCCCAGAUGGAUGACAGCGGACCUGCUUUGAUCGUCUUCCUGGAGAAGGUGAAGAACAUUGUGGAGAACGCCCUGGCCAACCUCAGUGACACCGACCAUGAGAAAUUCAAGGAUCAGCUAUCUAAUGACCUGGAUAUGAUACUCAACCUAAUUAAGAACCUUACAGCUGAGCCUUACAUUUACGCACUUUCUGACCUGAUCAAAGAAGCCACUGCUGCUGUCCAUGAGUUCAUCCAUACUGAAAUACAUAGCCUGCGCACUGACCUAGAGAACCGGCGUAUUAGCCUGAGGACUGUCCUGAGGAAACAUGUCAAUAGGAUCCUCAUCAAGGUGGAUCCAAUCAUCACCGACUAUGCUAGGAAGCACAGGGCUGGCAUUGACGCUCUGACGGCCAAGCUGGAGCCCCUGGUCAUGGAGAUGAUCACAAUGCUGCUCAUCGCUCAGGAUAACAUGAAACCCAUAGGGGAGACUGUGGACAAGUUGGACUGGUCCCUGCAGGACCUGAGGACAAUGGUUGAAACCUAUGUGGCUGUUCAGCUGAGAGAGGCCAUCACCGUGGUAGAACAAGUAUAUAACGAAAUAUCAAAUAACCUGCAGGGAAUCUUUUCUUAG
Molecule: messenger RNA, 690 nt
Organism: Myripristis murdjan (pinecone soldierfish)
Lineage: Eukaryota; Metazoa; Chordata; Actinopteri; Holocentriformes; Holocentridae
Product: apolipoprotein A-I-like
Exons: 3
Coding region: 1-690 (229 amino acids)
Source: RefSeq, a predicted model, not a curated record